Labrus bergylta (ballan wrasse) is the source of this 5878-nucleotide messenger RNA. RefSeq lists its product as uncharacterized. The record is from RefSeq and is a predicted model, not a curated record. Lineage: Eukaryota; Metazoa; Chordata; Actinopteri; Labriformes; Labridae.
UCAAACGGUCCACAAAGCCGACACCAGCCGAAACUCUCCAGUUACUCCCGAUCCGAUCCCAUUGAAGUGUGUUGUUGGGGGUGAUGGGGAGGACGAGAUUCAUGAAAUAAAUAGGGCUAAACAAAAAAAAAAAAAAAAAAGACUAUUUCCAGAAAGCUUCCCUCCUGAGCCCCUCCCUCUCCGCUGCUUUUCGGCUUUUCGGCUUGGCAAAGUGACACACUCUUCAGGAUGAAAGUAAUCAGCUCUGCAGUGCUCAGCGCCCUGUUCUGCACCGUUGUGUCAGCAUCUUCAAAAGUCAAAGAGGAGCACAGGACAGCCUUCUUUGGGGAGGACAUUCACAUCGCUGUCCCGCCUGGGAACGUCGGCGAGGUGGUGUUCAAACCCAGAACAAAUGUCCUCGCUGAGGUGGAGCUGAUGCGAGAAGGAAAGGUGGUGAAUCCACGGUGCCGCAUCAACUCUCUGGGCCACCUGGUGCUGGAGGACGUGAAGGAGGAAGACGAGGGCGUGUAUGUCAUCAAGACCUCCAACAACUCCAACACAGCCAAGCACCUCAUCCUCAUUGUCCGAGACUGCGCAGUGGAACAAGUGGUGAAGUACGGAGAAACUUACACCAUCCAUCUCAACCAAGUGGAGGGCCCCAUCACCCUGGAGUUCAGGCCAAGUCUGGUUCAGCCCAAUCAGACUGAGGUCCAUCAUGCAAUGGAUGAGUCUCCACCCGUGGUGCUGUACAACCAGACGGCGGUGACUGCAGAGGAAUAUGUGAGGCGCCUCAGCGUGUCAGAGAAACGGGUGACACUGCACCCUGUCAGGAUGACUGACGAGGGGAGCUUUACGGUGCUGGACCGGGAGGGCAAAGUGAGGAGGAGGAACUGUCUGAACGUCAGAGCGCACCAGAUCUUCAUGAAACUCGCCUAUGGAGCAAACUUGAAAAUGAAACUCUACCUUCAUUACUCCAACCUUAACAUCGUCUACAUGCCCAAAUCAGACAACCGGCCCCGUGUCAUCCUGGACCAGGGGGUUCUGGUGACCCAUCUGGACCCCAUGCUGGAGGGCAGGCUGAGCGUGGAGGGAUCGGAGCUCAUGAUGAAGAAACUCCAUGUGGCCGACAUCGGUGUCUUCAUGGUGACCGACCUGGAUGGGUUGCUUGUGGCUCAUGUUUACGUCGAGGUGGAAGCCUAUAAGCUGCCUCCGCUGACUGUAGCCAUACUCUCCCUGCUGGGCCUGAUUGCCUUCAUGCUGCUGGUCUGCCUGCUGUCCUGUCUCUUUAAAAUGCACAAAAGGAACGAGAAGAACAAGAAGCUGAUGCUCCUCGCUCAGCAGGGCAGCAAGGGAGACGGCGAUGCUUUCAGACAGGUGGUCCAUGACGCAUACACAAGGUUUGCUGAGGAGUCUCUGAUGCAGUCUGUGAGUGAUAAGACCCCGGACACCACAGAGGUCACCAUCAAGGGCCUCGAGGUGUCCAAACCAGGACGCUACCAGGCUCUGACCUCGGACACCUUCCUGGAGAUGAGCGACUCUGGGGUGGAGUUCAGUCACUCGGGCCUCCCGCUGGACAGCGACACUGACGCUGCCAUGACCUACGCCUCCCACAAGCCCCUUCUGAACGCCAUCUCCCCAACAGCCAUGACAGCGGGGGUUUUCCCGGACAGCCUGGAGACCACCUUGACCACCCACGGCGAUCUCACCGCCAGCCGGACCCCCGACUCCGUCCUCAGUGCCAGCCCAGCCUCAAAUCCUCGCUCGCUCGCUGCUGCCACCCCAGACGGCAGCAUCGGCGGUGCUGCGUCGCCCGGAGCCGCCUCUAGGGGCACCGCUGGGUCGGAUUCAACCAAGACAGAAGGAGGGGCUGAGGGUGAAGAGGCGGGGCAGAAGGAGGGAUCAUCUCCGAGCACCUGAGAGGAUUCACCAGUCUAUUUUUUUAAUCUUGUUGGUUCCUAUACAGAUAGACAUCUACACCCCUUCUGGCUCUGCAUUUCCAGGAACUCCAUCAUAUCCAAACAUCACCAAGUCCUCGAUCACUGCAUCUGAAACACAAUACACAGACUAAAUACUCACGCUUGGAUCUGGAUUUCAGUUAAGCCCAAAAGAAAAUAACAAAAAUGGGGCGGCUGCACAAAAUGUAUCGCACUAAACGAGAUGCAAAAGAGAAACCCCACGCUCAGUCCAAAGAAGAACAAAGCAAUUCUGUGCAUCUGGAAACAUGCAUGCAUUUAAAUUAGCGUAGUUAUUGUAGUUCAGAGCUGCAGGAAAUGCUGACCUUAGAGUAGAUCGAAUGCAUGCAGGCUUCUGUUGGUCCAAGAAGCUCAGGCUCAAAGAAGUCAUGGUGUGGAACGUGUAAAAACACUCUCAGCACUUUUAGGAAAACACUUAAAGGAGAUCAAAUGAUUUAAGCCCCCGUUGAAAGGUUGUCAAAACGAUUACACGAGUUUGACAGUUUGACGGCAGAGUGAAGACGCUGCAGGAAUCGCUACCACCAACAACAGCAGAUAGGAUCUCCUGUUUUGGAAGCGGAUCUCGGUGUGUUGCCCCUGACAGCACUUUUGUCUGCUCUCGCUGCAUCAGACAAACACUGCGAUGAUUGCAUUUCAUCCCACCCACUCACAAGACUCUAUUAUUAACAGAACAAGUCUGUCAGGAAGCGUCUCCGCCUCUCAGGAAGAGCUGCUUGUCUCAGCACUUGUUCAAUACCACCCCGUGAGAAAAAAAAACCUGGACUUACACCUCCUAAAAAAAACGCCCUGCAAGCUGAAACAAGCGCUAUAGAUCUAAUACCCUGACUUAAGCGCCGUUAUUGUUUUCCUGCCUGGUAUAUCUCGGGUGUCAGAUCUGCCACAUUCGAAGGCGUCAUGUAAAGAAAUCCCAUCAAAACUUCCACCACUUCUUCCUCCUGCUAAUGAUGAAUGAUAAAACCCCACAGCAGCGACAGCUAACUAUAGACUCGUUCUCGUUUGUUUUUGUUUCGUCCCCCCCUGUGGAGUUGUCACGAGCCCUGUCAGAGCAGCAUGAAUUCAGCUUCCCCACACAUCUUGGGACUUCUGGAUCCGCUCCGUAAUUGGAUUCCCGGUCUCCUCGCGUAUAGGGACGGAUUCACGGACGCUGCGGAGUGAGGAGCGGUGAUAAAAGAGACGACAGAGAUGGAACAGGGUUACUAUUUUGGGGAGCAGAUAAAUGACAUGCAUGAUUUAAAGCCUUCUAUUUUCAUCUCAACCCCGCUUUUACGAUGGACGGAGCUCUGAUGGUCGGAGCCCAGUUGUUUGGCAAAAUGAAGUGAGCGGGGAAAACGCAGUCGAAUCAAUCUCUGAUAACGCUGCAGCGCCGACGGAAUAACAGUGAUUAUAACUGCUGUGUGUGUGUGUGUGCAUGUGUGUGAGGAUUAAGGGCUCACACAAAGCGAGACAUUCACUUCACUGCACGGAAAUGAUGCCUUUCAAUCCACAAAACAUCCGACGUCAACAUCCCUCAAUUGAGAGUUCAAGUAACCGUUUCUGAGUCCACACAGAUCCAGCUGGUGCUUCGUCACUUUGGUGCUACUACCAACAGCACCAGGAAUAAUAAUACAAAGAUAAAUCUCGCACAUUUAAGAAAAUGAGAAAGUUCAAAUGUUCAGUUAGAAUGAAUCCAGCUGCAGGUAACGCCUCUCAUUUAGUCAAGGGUGUUCAGAUAUUUUAAAAAACAUUAAUUAGUUUAAUUUAUGAGUUUUAGCGAGUAGGAAGGGAGCUUCAAGAUGACAGAUGUUGAUUUAAAUCUGCAGUUCCACAUUUUUUAAUGAUGAUUUUUCAGUGAUAUUUAUGGUCUUGGAGCUCUCGGGUAUGCCUCGGUCUCGCUGAGUGUGGUCUUGACUACAACACUACGAAGAGUCAGCAGAUAUAGCCACACGUUUGCAUCAGUACACACAGCAACAUCGGACAACCACGAUCUUUACUUCACGCUGAAGCUGAAAUUACGUCGACAUGGAAAGCCUUCCUUUAAAGCGGCAACAUGGACGUUAAGAGUCAGGACGAGAAAAGCACACGAUCGAUCACGUUUCAAAGAGGUUGAAGCACGUGUAUGGAUCUGCAAAAAAUCUCAACCCUAAAGAGCUCCUUUAAUAUUCAGGAAAAUGUAGUUUGUAUUGAGUUAUUUUUUGCAGAGGUUAGCUGGGCAUCAUGAGUGUGUGGAAGACUUGCACUCCCUUCUUACAUGUCAUUGAAUUAUUGAUCUGUGUGGCUGCUUUAUGGGGCAGUGCUGCAGAGAUUUCUUGACUUAAUCAGAUAUUUAUAUUACACAGAGAGUACCGAUCAGGCUUCUUAAAGGGACUUUAAGUGUGACGCAAAAUGUCUGUAGCUUUGUUAAGAAAGGACGAUAACUGGAUGACAAAAACAUGGUAAAAUGUUUUCACUCAAUCUAAAGCAAUAUUAACCAUAGUGGCACUAAGACAUCACUCAAAUCCCCCACUCAAAAAAAAGACUCUGAAACAUCUCAAAUCACUCUUUAUCGUUCUUUUCCACUGUUGUAAAUAUUUAAGAUGUAUGAUCUGCAUGUGUAAAGUGUGAAAAUACUCGUGUGUUUCUUACUGCAAUGCUUAUGCAAGAUUUGAUACUAUCCAACGCUGCUUCCUACCGUUAACCACACAUCCACCCGUAGGUAGAAAAACUUAACACGAGGAGAAGGAGAGGUCGGAGGGUUCAAAGACUCUCUGUUUUUUUUUUUUCUCAUGUCAUGUUUACGUGUCUGAGUCACAGAGGCGCUGUGUGAAAUCCUUUCAUCAAAACUUACUUCAGCUGGGCUUCUGCCGUGCAAACACUCCUCCGGGCUGCGGUGUUCAACACAUAAACAGCUGCUGUUUUAUUUAACCAGGUAAAUUAUUUAGAUUUGUCAUUUGAGGAACUGACAACAAUGCAGCAGCCAGUAUGUCCUCCUUCUAUGUUUAGAUUCUGCUCCUGAAUGCUCUGGAUUUGUUUGGACCAGAGGAGGUAGACGGUUUUAAGGCACCCCCCACAAAGAUGUGGGUUAGGGUUAGGGUUAGAGAAGAAGAACCAAAGGACUUUUCCAAACUGAAGAAAAUAAGUUUGGUUUAAAAAAAUGUGUAAGAAAUCCCAGAAGUCUGCCACAAUCGCUUUAUUACCCUGAACGUUUGUGUCUUUAAUGAUACGAUGAAACCCAUGAAGAUGCAUCUACCAUCCAGCCUUCAUGAAGUGCUUAAUAUGUUGGAGAAACUGUCAGGAAACCCCAGCUGAGGAAGUCUUUGUGAAAGGAUUUCACCUUCUGUCAUUCAUUCUGAUGUUUGUGUUCCCUGCAUGUGUGUGUGUGUGUGUGUGUGUGUGUGUGCAGGAGGCGAUUUAAUAAAAUAUUCUCUCAGUUCUCACAGAUUCAAUCUUUCUUAAUCUAAUGUUCCCUGUGACUGCAGAAAAUCUGGUAAAAAAAAACCAUGAAAUGAUGCCUGCAGGGUCACAGUUUAUUAAUAUCUGUGAUUAUAACGGAUCAGAGGUCGCUAUCACGCAGAACAUCACAAGAACUGUCGGCUCUGGUUUCUGACACUAAGAUUAAUUAACUUUGAUUCUCUCUGGUGUUACUCGGCGACUCUUGUGAUUCAAUUUGAGAUCAGCUUUAAGAAUAAGAGACUCGAAAGUUGAAAUAAUUUGCAUUUUGUCUCGUGUUCAGCAGCACUUCUCCUCUGUGCCACACUGAGAAUCCCUCCUGAAUGCAUUUUACUCGUAUCUGCUCGAAAAAACGUUUUUUUGUAUCAUCCGCUCCCACCGCAAUGCUCGCAGCACCUGAGAAUGUUUUUUAUACCAGAAAAACAAAAAUCCUAACAAAUGAUUUUCAUAUAAUCUAUGUGUUUACUGUCAUCCUGAGAAUAAUAAUAAAAAAAAAAAAAAAACACCUUUGAAUGAUUGAA